Molecule: messenger RNA, 1220 nt
Organism: Porites lobata
Lineage: Eukaryota; Metazoa; Cnidaria; Anthozoa; Scleractinia; Poritidae
Source: the annotation of a GenBank genome assembly
AUGUUAACCCAACUAAUGGGUGUAGCAGGCAAUGCUGUGACUGAAAAGCACACCAAGGUGAUGGACAAGAAGAAAGAUAGAAAUAGUCUAAGGCAGUCAACCAAGGCGUUUAAGCGAGCUAGGAGAAGUGCGAAGAAAAAGGAAACCCAAAAGACCCGAUCAUUGGAACAUAACGAGGGCGUGACCUAUGAGAGCGGUGUAGGACUAACGCAAAGUGAGGCUGACAGAUUGACAAUCACGAAUGGUACUUUGAAUGAUCUACGAUCGACUAUUACGGACAAGGAAUUCGAUGACUAUGUGAGCAUAGCGAGCCUACAAGAGAGUACAGAAAACGAGGUACUUAUAGCGGGUACACCCUUUAUCGAAUUUAUCCAUAGGUAUCACCAGAGCUGUUCAAAGGGGUAAUAAAUUGUGAUUUGUUGUCCCUAAUAGACUUCCGAUGCUCAAAAACUCCAAAAUAAAGCGCAGGCACUUGAAAUACACGUGGUUAUACUCCUUUGGGGAGGGGAUGUGGGUGCGCGCCCGAAACCCCGUCGUUGACGCCCGAUGUUGAAUCUAAUUCUUUGACUGUUAUAUGUUUUCAGGAGGAGACGGGGACACCGAAUGGCCCUUUUGUGCUUGCUAUAUGUGAUACAGAAACAACGGGGCUUGGUAUGGAGUGCGAGAUAAUUCAACUGUCGUGCUUAGUUCAGGGGAAGGCGCCGUUUAACCAGUAUCUGCUUCCAGACAAGAAAAUGAUAUCGGAAAGUGCGACCAAGAUUCACGGAGUGUCUGUAAGAUAUCAAAAUGGGGCGAAGCAAUUGCACAAAAAUGGUAACCAGUUGCCAGCUGUGUCACAAGUUCAGGGAUUGGGGGAUUUUCUUAGCUUCAUAAAAGAGGUUGGAAGUGAGACGCGGGUUGUUCUUGUUGCCCACAACGGUAAUCGGUUUGACUUCCCCAUUUUGCUACGUUCGAUGAAAGGACAGGGUCUACUUAAGCAGUUUCUAGAGUGCAGGCCGAUGCUUUUGGAUUCACUGGAAGUAAUCACAGAAGAAAAAAAGGUGCGGGGAAGUCAUCUAAAGGAGUGCAAGGGGAAAUCUCUUGCUACAGUGUACGAGAAAUUGUUCGGCGAGCAAUUUAACGCCCAUGAUUCCCUAGAGGACGUGGUUGCACUCGGAAGAGUCCUACACAGUAACAAGUUGCAACAGACUCUGGAAGGGAUGGUAGCGUUGGCUAGUUAA